Anoplopoma fimbria (sablefish) is the source of this 4763-nucleotide messenger RNA. RefSeq names its product mannosyl-oligosaccharide glucosidase (gene mogs). Bases 202 to 2739 code for a protein of 845 amino acids. Gene Ontology annotation, cellular component: endoplasmic reticulum membrane. The transcript is spliced from 5 exons. Gene Ontology annotation, molecular function: Glc3Man9GlcNAc2 oligosaccharide glucosidase activity. Gene Ontology annotation, biological process: protein N-linked glycosylation; oligosaccharide metabolic process. Lineage: Eukaryota; Metazoa; Chordata; Actinopteri; Perciformes; Anoplopomatidae. The record is from RefSeq and is a predicted model, not a curated record.
GCUAAAAGUGCCAAUUGGGGCCGUAUUUCCUAGUUGCUAAGCAAUUAAAGCAACAAUAUAUCGCCACAGCGGGCCGGUUUCGCUAAAAGCGAACGGUAGCACCACUGACGUGUAGCUGCAACCUGCAGGCGACGUCGCGUUACCGGGGCGGAGAGGUACCGACUGGAUGAGUUCUGGUUAAAACAGCUUCAGAAGGGCAGGAUGGGCAGGCAGAGGAAGAGGGUGGUGACCGGUGAAGCUGCUCCCCUUCUGUGGAAAGACGAGAAGCCCCCUGCAUUUCACCGAAAAGAGAAGAAAAAGAAAGUUGACCUUGGCAAAGUCUUCAUCAACAUCUCCAUUGGCCUUUGCAUAUUCAGCCUGGUCUGGUUCUUCUACGCCCUCCAUAUGAGAUCGAGCCUGGCGAAACGGGUGGUGACUCUACAUCCAUCGCCUCCUGUCCUGGAUGCCAAUAGCAGCAGUGCCAAAGUCUCCGCCGAGAGGUUCUGGGGCUCAUACAGGCCUCAGGUCUACUUUGGCAUGAAAACCAGGAGUCCCAGGUCGAUUGUGACAGGAAUGAUGUGGAUGCGUCAGUUUGCCGACAUGGAUGUAAACCUCAGGCACACUUGUGAGCAAGGGGAUCGUUUGCGAGGCUAUGGCUGGAUGAUGCAUGAUGGGAUCACCUUUGGCGUCCAGGAAAUACGAGACAACGAUUUCACACUAACGACAGAGUUUGUCAAGAGGAUGGGUGGAGGUAACGGAGGAGACUGGACCUGGAGGGUCACUGCCAAACAGCAUAGCUCGGCCCCUCAAGCGCCAGUCAUCUCCCUGAUGUUUUACGCAGCAGCAGACGACCAGGGCUCACUGGAGGCUCACGUUGAGGAUAGAAACCGCCUCGCCUCCAUCACCGGUUUCUCAGAGGAGCUUGGAAACUUUAAGAUCUCCUUCCGAAAGCCAGUUACUGGAGAAUUAUCCAGUGCCAAAUAUGCAAGCUACAACUAUCUUCAGACUGUCUCUCCUGGCUUGGAGAAGCUGACUGACAUUGUGAAGCAGAGUCUGAACCGUAGGUUUAUCUACAGCCCUCCUUCUGGUGAGAAAAGGCAUUACAUAGCUGUAGACACCUACAAGCCCCCCCACCACCAAAACCAACAGAAACCCGCCGAAACACGGAAAGAGAGUGACUUUGUGGUUCACCAGGUGACCGUCCAGAUGCCGUUCCAGAUCGAAGUUCUGUUUGAGUCCGGGAGCUUCCACAGCCGUCCAAACCAACUUGUGGGCUCCAUCAUGACUCAGGAACUGGAGAGGAGGAAAGCUGAGUUUGACUCGAAGUUCGAGAAGACCUUUGGCCUUGAAAGCAAAGGUUUUAGCCAGGCACAUAUUAAGUUUGGCAAGGCAGCGCUCAGCAACAUGUUGGGUGGAAUGGGCUACUUCUACGGCCAGUCCGUGGUACAGUCAGCCUACAAUGAGUACCCGCUCCUGUACCCGGAAGGAGCUUUAUUCACUGCCGUACCAUCGCGCUCUUUCUUUCCGAGGGGAUUCCUUUGGGACGAGGGCUUUCACCAGCUGCUGCUGAGCAAGUGGGAUCCCCAGGUGACAAGGGAGGCUAUUGCCCACUGGAUAGACCUCAUGAAUAUCGAGGGCUGGAUCCCCCGCGAGCAGAUCCUGGGAGACGAGGCUCGCAGUAAAGUCCCAGCUGAGUUUGUAGUUCAGCGUAACGAGAAUGCCAACCCACCUACACUUUUCUUAGCUCUUCAGGAACUCAUCGAACAGUUCUCGUCAAAUCCAGAGAGUCUGGCAUCUCGUCCGACCUUGCCUUUCCUUCGACGGCUGUUCCCCAGACUGAAAACCUGGUUCGAAUGGUACAACACCACUCAGACGGGGCCUCUACCAAACUCCUACCGCUGGCGUGGUCGCGACAAGGACACCAACCUUUUCCUCAAUCCCAAGACCUUGACUUCUGGGCUGGAUGACUACCCUCGGGCCUCACAUCCGUCAGCAGAUGAGCGCCAUGUAGAUUUACACUGCUGGAUGGCCCUGUCCUCAGGCAUCAUGGCAAGUAUAGCUCGGCUCCUGGACGAGCCCCAUCAGGACUAUGAGCUCACCCACCAGGUGCUCCGUGACAACAACCUACUGAAUGAGCUCCACUGGUCCGAUCAACUUCGUGCUUUCAGUGACUUUGGCAACCACACCCAGAAUGUGUCCUUGCAGCAGGAGAAGGUGUACGUGCCUCCCGGACAACCUCGUCAUCAGUUCCCUGUGGCACGCCUCGUGCGCUCCUUCCGCCGGGCCCCCAAGCUGCAGUACGUUAAUGCUUUGGGUUACGUCAGCUUGUUUCCUUUCCUACUGCACAUUCUUACGCCGGAUUCACCCAAACUAGAACAUAUCUUCCGUGACAUGAGAGACUCCAAUAAGCUGUGGACACCCUACGGCCUGCGUUCAAUUUCCAAAUCCGACCCUCUGUACAUGAAGCGAAACACGGAACACGAUGCCCCCUACUGGAGGGGACCGAUAUGGAUUAACAUCAACUACUUGGCAGUCAGAGCCCUGCACCAUUACAGCAACAUGGAAGGGCCGUACCAAGAGAAGGCAGCUGCUCUUUAUGAGGAACUCAGGACUAACAUCAUCAAUAAUGUUUACAGACAGUAUGUGGAAACAGGGUAUAUCUGGGAACAGUACAACGACAGCACUGGUAGGGGCCAAGGAAGCCACCCCUUCACUGGCUGGUCAGCCCUGACAGUGUUAAUGAUGGCCGAACAGUACUGAUACUGUCGGCUUCAUGUCAUGUUUUCUAAGAUAUUGGCCUUCAUUUCUCUCGAUGUGAUUGAAACAUCAUGAUCAGGUGUAAAUAUAAUAGGUCUUGUCUGGUUGAUGAAACUUGAUAAACUAGUUAUAACAUCCAGCUGAAAAAUAGGCAUUAAUAAUCACAUUUCCACACUUCACCAAUAUUAAAAUAACAGGUUUCAAACAGGUAUCCUCUGAAAGGCAAUUUCUAACUACCGGUACUUCUAAGUGUAAGUGCAGCUACCUUGUCUUUACUGUAUGAGAAGUGCUUGAUUUAUAUACUUGCAAUUAAGUGUUUCCUAAGAUGCAUUUAGAAAACACUUAAAAGGAAAUUAGCCACCUUGUUAUGUGGACAUCCAAUCAGGGCUAAUGGUAAAAGUAGUCCACUUAAAUAAAUUCUCCAGUUCGUGCCGAAGUUUUCGCUAGGACUCAUGAAUUAACAGAAUAAACUCACAAACGUCAAUGAAGAAAAUCUGAUUACACCUAAACCCAAAAAUACACCCGUACACUUUCUGAAUUCAAGACAAGCUUGAUUGCCUUGUUAACUCAUCGUAAAAUAAUCUUUAUUUAAACUAGACUGAAACAAAACAAAACUCACCCAACAUUUUUUUUUUGUUGGUCUUUCCACUGUCCAACAAUCAGCAACUUGGAUUUGUUCAAAAAUAAAUCCUUUAUUCACAGAGUUAGAUGUGAAAAUAUACCGGCUCUUCAAUCUGUUUUCCCCCCCGACUGUCUCUCUGCCUGGCCGGCUGUCCGUGGGCAGCUGCCCGAUGCAGCAGCUCUUGGCGGCUCUCACUCCUUCUACCAUUAAAUUCUGAAGAAGGUCUCCAGCACACCUCUGUCUGAGUGAGGAGGGAAACUUUCAUGCAUAGUAAAGCACACGCGGCUCGCUCUCUCUGAGUUGUCGUCGGCGACAGCAUCCAACAAAAACUGCCCACGCUGACAUUCAUUACAGCAGAAUGAUUCCGUUUCUGUUGGCAUCGGAGGGCAAUUUGAGCAAAGGCACCACCAGUCGGUGUUUGCUCUCGGCAGCUCGGAUUCUGGUGGAUCCCUGGCGACCUUAAUCCUCCUCGCUACAGCUGCAGCCUGGAACUGCCUCACUUAGCUGAUAACGCCUGAAUAUCGGAAUCAGUUAAAACAGUGUAAAAUCGUACAAAAAAUAAAAUGUACACUGUAAAUAGUCCUCUUCCAUAACAUCCUCUGCACUCAUGUUUUUUCCCUGUUGGAAAGGUAACAGAAGCGAGGAGACCAAGAAGUUUUGAGUGGCAUUGCACCCCCACGGCUAUAAAAGCUGAGAGUAGCUCUGUAGUUCUUCCGUAUACCAACAUGUUUUGCGGAUUCAACGAGAUAUGAAGAACAUCAGUAACAACUGCACACUAUACACCUCGUUUGGGGAGGUGGAGCCAAAGGUUGAAAAUGUCCUUUUUUUUUAAUGAAGUCAUAUCUCACAUGCAACUCCAUUGCUUCACAUGGCAACUUUUUAAUAUGGAAAAUCAAGACGGCUCUUUAAUAUGCAGGAAACAGCAGGUCCACCUCUCUGAGCAGGGUUCAUGCUUACACACUAUAUGUGUGAUGCUGUUUAUGAAGAAACUCUUAUUAGAUUCACUCACAAGUCAUCAAUCAUGGAAAAUGAAUGAGGGUCAUUAUUUUCUAUUAUGCCAUCACUCUUUUAAUCGUAUGUUCUCAGUUCUUUGUCUUAAUGAUUGGUCAUUUUGAUAUGUAAUUGUUUGCUCACAUCUUAAAAAAAAAAAAAAAAAAAAAAAGGUUCGACACAGUGUUGCUCAACAUUUGUAAAAUGAUUCUUAAAAGCAGCCAUGUUUUGUACACAGCCUGUGGUUUGACUGGCAGGGAAUACAACAUUGACUGUGACAUUGGUUUGUUUUGUUCAAAACAAUAAACGGUUUAAAUAAUUUCCUUUUGUCAUACUGUACUUUUUUUGGUAACGUUUGUUGCGUUACCUCCAUAGCUGUAAGCAAAUUAUUUAUUGGAUCUAAGCCUAUAGCGAC